CGAAGUCCCGCAUUAGCCCAUGUUUGUCUAUUUUGCAGCCAGAUUACUGUCGAGCCGGACAGUUGGUUUUCUGUGUCGCCGAGUCGAGGCAAUCUGUGCGGACUUUAAAAUUGCGCUAUUUUGUAGAUAGAAAACCUUUUCCGCAUUAAGCCAGAUAUGCUUUUUUCUCAACAUUUCGCAGACUGUCUCUUAUCUCUUACAACGCUGUAAAGCCUCGUCCUUUUGAUCUACAGAUACCCUGGUGCAUCUAAUUAACUAAAAGCUUAUUGGUAUUUAUAGCUGGAAAAAUACCCGUUCGUCUAAAUCAGCCCAUCAAGUCCGUGUUCAUGCCGGAUCUGGAGCAUUUCAGAUUUUCCAGCGGUAGAAUGAAUCCUUCGUUGGGGGCCAAUGUGCUUCUCCAGCAGCAACAGAACCAGGGAUCGGCUCAUCUCCAGCUUCAGUCCCCCACAGGCCUGUCCGAUCCUUCGGCUUUUCUAAACGAGCAGCCUGGAUUGUGCUCAGGAAGCAUAUCGGGACUGGAUUUUAGCACCCAGGCGCAGACCGGCGUCGCUUACUGUCAUAUUAACAAUUUUUUGCACAUAACCCCUCCGACUCCACCCGCAGCAAUGGCCCUCCGGAACGACCUGGGCUCCAAUAUCAGCUCGUUGAAAUCCCUGAAUCUACGCUUCCGCUGCUUUUUAGCCAAAGUACAUGAGCUGGAAAGGCGGAAUAAGAUUUUGGAAAAGCAGCUGCAACAGGCGCUGGAAGGCGAUGGUGUCGGAGAUGCGAAGAAGCCGCCCACCAAAGAGAUGGCUGUCCAGACGGGCUUUGUGGGGCCGAUCUCACUCCGGCCCGGUUCAUUGCCUUUCCACAACGCUAAUAACCCGCUACAACGACCUGCCACUCUCUUCAUGCCUCCCCUCACUACCGUCCUUACGCUUGAUCAGGGCAGCAGAACCCCGGCAGGUUCCGAUGACCCAAACACCGGCGGUCCGGACACUAACUCCAACCCCAAUAUCGUGCUGGGUCCGCCGACUCCAAAUGGGACGCCGGCAAACUCCAACAUCAGCACCAAGAAUGGGCCGGUCACCUCCACUAACCCGCCUCCCAGGUUUCUUCCCGGUACCAUUUGGUCUUACAACCAUACUCGCAAGCUGGGAUCGGGCAUCGAGACCCGGGUGACGAGCCCUGGGGUGUCCUGGGUGCACCCGGACGGGGUAGGGGUGCAGAUCGAUACCAUCACCCCUGAAAUAAGGGCUCUCUACAAUGUACUGGGGAAAGUGAAGAGGGAGAGAGACGAGUACAAACGAAGAUGGGAAGAGGAGUACACAAUGCGAGUGGAUCUCCAGGGGAAGGUCUCGGAGCUGCAGGAGGACCUGCAGGAGAGCGAGUCCAGCCAGGAUGAGUUGGCGCUACGGGUGCAGCAGCUGAAGGCGGAGCUCGUACUCUUCAAGGGGCUCAUGAGUAACAAUCUUUCUGAGCUCGACAGUAAGAUCCAGGAGAAGGCUAUGAAGGUGGACAUGGACAUCUGUCGCCGGAUUGACAUCACUGCCCGGCUGUGCGAUGUUGCUCAGCAGAGGAACUGUGAGGACAUGAUCAAGAUGUUCCAGGUGCCCACCUCACCUUCAACUGCGAAUAGGCGUCCCCGCAGACAUGCUCCCCCACCCACCACUGCGACUGCCAGUGAGGCGGAUGACCUGACAAGCGCCUCUGAGAGUGAUGGAGGCGGAGCUAGGGAAGACCCCUCAUCGGCCAAUCAGAUCAACGAGGAAAUGCAGAGGAUGUUGAAUCAAUUGCGGGAGAGUGAGUUUGAGGACGACUGCGACAGUCUGGCCUGGGAGGAGACAGAGGAGACUCUGUUACUGUGGGAGGAUUUUCCUGGCUGCGGCCUUGGAGCGGAAACUCAGGGGGAGCAGGAAGAAUGCCUCGAGAAGGUCAUUACGGACACAGAGUGCCUCUUUAAAUCCCGCGAGAAGGAGUACCAGGAAACUAUCGACCAAAUUGAGCUGGAGCUUGCCACAGCCAAGUCGGACAUGAACCGUCAUUUGCACGAGUACAUGGAGAUGUGCUCCAUGAAGCGGGGCCUAGACGUGCAGAUGGAGACAUGCAGGAGGCUCAUCACGCAGACCGGCGACAGUAAAUAUCCCCCGUCUUCUGCGGCUGCCGAAGAGAGUGACAAUGUUGACCGGGAGAAGAUGCAAGUGCCUUCGCCUGCACGUCUGGGGAGGUGAUGCGGCUGCCAGCGGGGCGCACUCGCACGUGUUGGACCCCAGACCCUCCCAGACACCAUUGUCUGUCGGGAGAGUUCUGUGUUGUUUUCGCUGCUUAAUAGCUCAUCUGUGUCCCAUAUGCAGUCUUUUGUAAGGGAAAGUGUUGUAUAUACAUCCACGAGAGCUUCUGAAUGGACUUGUAGAUUUGCAGAAAUACUUCCACGGAAGGCUCAGGUGUUUGUGUCCUUUCCGAGGGUUUGAACCUGAAUCCUGCUCUUGGCCUGUGUGCUCUUAGCUUCUCUCUGGCGUCUUUUGCUUUCUGAAGUGGAAGGAUGAGGAGGAGCGAUUUUCCAGUUUGUAAAUGAACGCUUGACUGUUACCAUGACGGACUGUCCCUUCCACACCCCGCUUUACUUCCUGUGCGUCCUGUGACCUAAUGCCAUCGUUGCACGCUUCCACAACACAACUGGAUAGACAUUAUGGCCGCUGCCCCCCCUUAUGGAAGCACGGUGUAUCGUGUCUACUACACGGCUUUAUUUCAUUGUAGCGCUGUAGUACUGACCUCCACAGCCAUGUACCUCUCCCACACUCGAGUACCUCAGCAGACACAGCCAUGCUUCCGGUGAUAUUCUAGGGUUUGAACUGAAACACAUUAUCAGGAUUCGUACUCUUUUUCAGCAUUUUACUUGUACUUCAGCUCAUAAUUCUCUGAAGCCAUUGACAAUACAAUGGUGCAUAAUAAAAACUCAUCGUCCGCCCAGCCCAGUCACACAGUGUGUCUCUUCGCAUUGUGAUGGUGUCGCUUUGACGGGGGAAUAUUUUAUAAGACACAUCACCAGAUGUUUAUUAUUAUUUCAAAUCCUUUGUACCACCUGCUUUUCGAAAGCCUGACAAACGAUGAUUAGAAGACUAACCUGUGAAACAUUCAUAGUCUGCAUCCACUUAGGAAUAUAUCUAUGUUCCCUUGUGUUACCUCAAUAUGAUAUAUUUUGGGGACUUGUGACCAGGUCUGAUUGGUCACAGUUUAAGUGCUGAGGUAGCACCCUGAGACCAUCUGGAACACAAUGAAAGAACACAGGAACCUUAGGAACAUACGACGGACUCCCUCAGCUCUGCAAUCUCUCUUUAAGCUUUAACUGAAAUGUCUGUAAGAUGUACUGUGUUGUUCUGUGGUGUGAACACACAUCAUUUUUGGCAGAAACCCUGCAUGCAUUGAUCCUGUAUGUUUCAUAUCAAAUACGGCAGUCUAAGAAUGACUAAUGAUCCAAAUGAAUAUUAUAAGAGGUCAUGUUCUGGGGAGAUCGUGGCGUGACUGAGAGUGGAUGUUAUUGGUAUGCGCGUGAUAUACGUGUAUUUUCUGGAACUGUGUUUAGAACACUAUUUUUGUAUUCCAUAAUGUGCAAACGUGUCAAGCAUUACCAUAUAUAUAUACAUAUAUGUAUAGCAGAUAGAGACAGGAACAUUAGUUUACUGGAAUGUUAAGCUUAUCAAUCUAAUAACAGAAAAAAUCAUUUAAAAGUUCAAGGUUUUAAGAAAAAGUACACAAAUUUUUUGGUUGUAUGAUAUAAUGGACAGAUGGAGUAUGGAGUUUAGGUAUGAGUGUAGGCCAAAGUAAAACGGAAAGUAUUACGCUGUGGCGUGUUUUGCAUGUUCGUAUGUAUUCUGGGUGCGUUUAAAAAUGGCAGGCUUACGUUUUAAAGGCCAUCGGACUACAGACGCCCUCUCAAAACCUGCAGGCGCCUCUGCUAUGUUAACUGAGCAUAUGUGAGAGUCAUGGAUCCCAUAUUUUAAGCGUUAUUGUGCACGGAAGAAACUUAAUUAAAAUAAGCCUUUUAUUUUUUCACAAAAUAUUAAAAUUCAGUAUGUUUCUUCAGUGUAUGGAACUGCUCUUUGGCUUGAUUGAUGAAUGGAGAGAAAUUGCUACAAUUGGGAAUAAAGAAAAAUGUAUGAGCACAUUAAUUCGAAUUUGAACACAUUUAUGGCGUGUAAUGUGCUAUGACGUUUAUAUGCUGUAUGGAACUGUCAGACGUCCUUCUGGGUAACUACUGACUUUGCCGAAAAGUAAAAAAAAAAUUUAAGGUGGUGGGACACUGGUGACAUUUUAAAGUCCUUCAUCAUGGGUUGGUUGACUUGUUUUGUCCGGAAUUAAUUAUCGGUUGAGACGUUUCCUUUAAAAUGAGUCACCAUUCUUUGCAGCUGUUAUUGAAAGAACCGUAAGCUGAAGGAAUUAAUGAAUCACAGGUGAAUAUUUUAGGAAAGCGGGCCAGUGCUCAGAGAGUAAACAUUCAUGGACAUCUGCAGCCACUCGAACGGUGAGGUUCUGAACGUGUGCAGAAUAAAAGUGAUUACUAAGCAA
This is a messenger RNA of Brienomyrus brachyistius, 4545 nucleotides long. RefSeq names its product intermediate filament family orphan 1b (gene iffo1b). The transcript is spliced from 9 exons. NCBI's taxonomy places the organism in Eukaryota, Metazoa, Chordata, Actinopteri, Osteoglossiformes, Mormyridae. The record is from RefSeq and is a predicted model, not a curated record. Bases 327 to 2210 code for a protein of 627 amino acids.